CUCGCCAACGCAACCGCCAUGAACGCCACAAUGCGCGCCGUCGUCUGGCAAGGAAACCCCUACAGCGUCAGCGUCGUCGACCUCCCCAAGCCAACCAUCGUCAACCAAACCGACGCCAUCGUCCAAAUAUCGCGAGCAGCUAUUUGCGGCUCUGACCUGCACAUCUACCGGGGGACGAACGAGGGGAUGCCAGCUCCAUUUGGUCUUGGCCAUGAGGGUGUUGGAUAUGUGUCUGAGGUUGGGGAUGGGGUUAGCUCGUUUAAUGUUGGAGAUCCGGUUAUUGUUCCGUUUACUGUUGAUGAGGGACAUUUGCAUACUGGACUUACGACGCAGAUGUAUGGGGGGUAUGGGAAUGGGGGUGAUAUGGGUGGGACGCAGGCUGAGUAUUUGCGUGUCCCAUUCGCAGACAAUGGCUUGAUCCCAAUCCCUUCUCUCGAAUACACCAACUCGACCACAAAUGAGUCGGUCUCCCUCCUCAACGACUAUGUCAUGCUCUCCGACAUCUUCGCCACCGGCUGGACUUCCCUUGAUUAUUCCGGCUUCCAAGCCGGUGACACAGUUGCAGUCUUUGGAGCCGGCCCCGUCGGUCUGAUGGCUGCGUAUGCAGCCAUCCUGCGCGGUGCAUCAGCCGUCUACGGUGUCGACUAUGUUCCCAACCGCCUGCAACUCGUCGAAUCUAUCGGAGCAAUCCCAAUCAAUUUCCGAGAUGCAGACCCCGUACAGCAAAUCCUCGCACUCGAACCGAAUGGCGUUACCCGCAGCGUUGAUGCAGUCGGAUACGAGCAAGUCAACCGGAACCUAACCGUUCAGUCAGAUGUCAUUAUCCGGAACAUGUUAGCCGUAACUUCUACCGGAGGCGGCUUGGGUACUGUGGGUGUUUAUAACCGUGAAUCGAAUAGUACGGCGACGGCACCGCGUGCUUCAACUGUGAAUACUCAUGUGGAUUUUUCUCUUGCGGAUUUCUUUUUUGGGGAGCUCACUUGGGGCGCUGGGCCUUCGGAUCCGAUUGACCUUGCUCCGGAGCUUGUGCAUCUUGUUGCUUCGGGGAAGGUGAGGCCCGGGUUUAUCGUUAGCGAUAUUAUUGAUAUUGAAGAUGCGCCGGAUGCUUAUGCUAGGUUUGAGAGGCAUGAUGCUACUAAGGUUGUGAUAGCGUUUGACUAGUAGAGAGAAUCUUCAUUUGAAGGUGACUAGAUCGAUAUAUAUAUUGGGGUGGUUUGAUGGAUCGGGAGCUCAUAGUGUAAAUAGCAUCAAAUAU
Aspergillus ruber CBS 135680 is the source of this 1255-nucleotide messenger RNA. Its product is annotated as glutathione-independent formaldehyde dehydrogenase. The record is from RefSeq and is a predicted model, not a curated record. The transcript has 2 exons. Bases 19 to 1161 code for a protein of 380 amino acids. Gene Ontology annotation, molecular function: zinc ion binding; oxidoreductase activity. NCBI's taxonomy places the organism in Eukaryota, Fungi, Ascomycota, Eurotiomycetes, Eurotiales, Aspergillaceae.